AUGCCAGUGCAGGCAACAAUAGCCAAGGUGACCUCGGUCGCCUUGAGAAUAUCCGCGCUCCUGUUCUUCAGAUUUUUCCCGGCCCACUUUCCCUCCAUCACCUUCGCGCUCUUCGUAAUCUACGUUCCCGCCUAUGUCGCCAGCUACAGAACUGUACCGGCUCUUGAAAUCGUUGACGAUGAAGUCGACGUCACUGUGAAGCAGACAACAGUUACAUCGGAAACCCCUUUACUCUCCGAAACUGACCAACCGCCGGAGCCAGAGGUAGUUGCCCAGGAAGUCGAUGUCGACGAGACAAUCGUACUUGAGGAGAAAAUCGAACGGCCUUGGAAGGUGCUUCUUUACGGACAUCCCAGUGCUACUCGACCAAAGUUGUCUAUUCUCACAUUUCUCAUCAACGUUGUUCUUGCACUGUUGACUGCUGAUGCACUGUUCCGCGCGCGGUUGUACUACUCUUCUGAAGACCUCUCGUUCGCUCGUUUAGGAUACCUCUCGCACAGUGAAGCCAACUUCCUCAUCCGCGAGCCAGACCAAGCCAGGAUGCCCGUCACCUUGCAAAUACGAGUCAAGGCUACUGAGCCUUCUGUUCCUGGCUCAGCCUGGUCCCAUGCCGUCGGCAUACAACAGACUACCAAUGAAACUGACUUCACAAAGGCUAUUACCGUCCCUUUGAGGCAUUCUGAGCAACUAUGGUAUGAGUGGAGAACGUCAAACAACCAUUCGGGCAAAUUUCUUAGCCCUCCUAAGCCGGGGAGCAUGCCUACGGUCAAUGAUGGAAAGUUUACGUUUCUCUCAACAUCCUGCAUUCUCCCGCGCUUCCCGUACAAUCCCAUGGAUCAUGCAUUGGCCAUUCCCGGACUCCGCCAUCUGGCGAGGAAGCUUCCCGACAUGGGUGCCCAGUUUAUGCUUUUCUUAGGCGACUUCAUUUAUGUGGAUGUCCCGGAACGUUUCGGCAAGUCAAUCGAGGAAUAUCGCAUGCAGUACCGACAAGUCUACGCGUCGCCUGACUGGGCCCCUGUCGCGCAAAACUUGAGCUGGAUUCAUGUACUUGACGACCACGAAAUUUCCAACGACUGGUCCUCCAACACUACCGGGAUUUACAAUGCUGCCGUUGGUCCGUGGCGAACCUACCAGGCCAGCGUUAAUCCGCCAAAAGCUGUCCAGGCCGGCAGCAGAGACACGCAUCGUCAGGAUGCUACUUGGUACGAGUUUGUCCAAGGACCCGCUAGUUUCUUCAUGCUAGAUACCAGAAGCCACCGGUCCAGCAAUAACGCUCCAUUUGAAGAAGAGGACAAAACCAUGCUGGGUCAAGAUCAGUUGGCUGAUUUUCUGGCCUGGCUUGACCGUCCCGAGCCCAAAGGAGUCAAGUGGAAGUUUGUAGCUUCUUCCGUCCCUUUCACCAAGAACUGGCCCGUAAAUGUCAAGGAUACUUGGGGCGGGUUUUUGGUGGAGCGGCGGAAAAUUCUCAGGGCCAUGUGGAAUGCUGGAACUCGAGGUACGUCCGUCGUUAUCCUCUCUGGGGACCGUCAUGAGUUUGCCGCGACCAAAUUCCCCCCGCCUUCCGAGUCGAAGUGGCCUGAAUCUGCUGCCGUGUACGAGUUCUCCACAAGUCCGUUGAAUCAAUUUGCGUCACCAAUUCCCACGUACAAGCAAGUUGACAGCGAGGACGUCAAGUUGCAGUAA
Messenger RNA from Metarhizium album ARSEF 1941, 1683 nucleotides. RefSeq names its product alkaline phosphatase family protein. The transcript has 3 exons. The coding region runs from base 1 to 1683 and encodes 560 amino acids. The record is from RefSeq and is a predicted model, not a curated record. Lineage: Eukaryota; Fungi; Ascomycota; Sordariomycetes; Hypocreales; Clavicipitaceae.